CACGGGUCACCCUUUGAACUUGUCCCAGGAUUAUAUAAGCCCUCGGCUCUUUGGAGAACACACCAUCAGCUCAAGAACCCUGGAAGCAAGGAAAAUCUCACUCAACCAGCAGCCAUGAAAUUCUCCCUCAUUGCCGUCCUUGUUGUUGCUCUGGCCAUCGGCUCUGAGUCGGCUUCUCUGGUCAAGAGAGACGCUCCUGCUGAGCUGGAUAAGAUCGCCAAGUACUUCCAGGACCUCGUGGACAGCCUGAAGAACGUUGAGGGCCCUGAGCUGGCCAACAAGGCCAACGCUUACUUUGAGCAGAGUAGAGCCCAGUUUCAGCCCAUGGUUGAGAAGCUCCAGGAGCAGCUGAAGCCCCUCUCCAGCAACAUUGAAGACCACAUCAAGCCUCUGGCCGCCUCCGUCCAGGCUCAGGUCGCCCCCCUCGCCGGCUUGGUCCAGAGCCAGGUUGAAGAUGUCCUCAAGUUUGUGGCUGACCAGAGCAAAGCCAUCCUGCCUCCUCAGUAAAACCAUUGCUUAGUUCUUUUCCAUUUUGACAGAAUCUCUAAGUAUGUAUGCUGGUGUGUUUGAAAUAAUAAAAAAGAUUAAAAACUGA
Molecule: messenger RNA, 595 nt
Organism: Puntigrus tetrazona (Sumatra barb)
Lineage: Eukaryota; Metazoa; Chordata; Actinopteri; Cypriniformes; Cyprinidae
Product: type-4 ice-structuring protein LS-12-like
Exons: 4
Coding region: 115-507 (130 amino acids)
Biological process (GO): lipoprotein metabolic process; lipid transport
Cellular component (GO): extracellular region
Molecular function (GO): lipid binding
Source: RefSeq, a predicted model, not a curated record